AUGGAAAAGUGCAGAAAAUCACCACCUAACUUAACAAAGGUGGAGACUUCCCUUUUGAGAGGGAUGAUUGUACAGUCACAAAUGCAGCAUCUAACUGAUGAUAAUCCUGCUUUAAGAAAUCAUGUCAUACCUGUCUCAAAUACUCCAGUGAUGUCUGUAUCCUACUCACUUGAGCAUCUUUUCCAGGUUCACGAUGACCCUACCAGUGUCUCAGAGUUUCGUGCUCAGGUGACUACCUACUUGACAUCCCUCAAGAUUUCCAAUCCUGCAGAUGAUGCCCAGGUCAAGUUCUCUUUUGAAUACUUAUCUCAACAGAUGCAAAUUUCUGAUGUCAAAACUGGAUCUGACCAGAUUAGUCUACUGAAACUAUAUGAAAACUUUAUUCUUAAGUUCCAACAGUCAUUUGGUGAAUCCAUGAAACAAGAAAUGAACCCCCUAACAAAUGUUAAGGUUGACAAGGGAAAAAACUCCUCUCAGCAGGAUUCUACUAAUUUUCAGAUCCUUCCUCAAAAUCUAAGUUAUAAUGACACCAAUCAGAGUGAUCAGUUCCAAGAGGAUAUAUCUGAUGACACUCAUGAUGAAGAAAUCACAGAUAUAAUGGGGAACCUACCAGACUUGAUCAUUCAGUGCAUUAAGCUGGACCAAAAACGUAAUGACAGGCCAGAACUCCUACAGUCAGAAACCCAGGUCUCAAUGUUUUCUUCCAUGCUGCACCAACAAUCCUUCCUCAGUCCCAUACGACUAGCACCCAAGGAGGAGCCCACACAACUCCGGGGAAUGCAACUGCCUGUCACUCCAGCCAAAAGAGCCCGCCAGCAAGAAACUCAGUCAUGUCUCUAUUGUAGCCAGGCUGGUCACUUCACAAGAGACUGCCUUGCUAAACGUUCUCGAACUCCAGCAAGUGUAAAAAAUGCAACUAACAAGUAAAAGAGGACAAUAAGUCAUUUUGCAAACUCUUAUCCCUCUCACCGUUGACCUUACUGAUUUAAAAUCCUCCACAAACUUUAAAAUACAAAUGAGUUGCUGUGGUGUCACUUUACAGACAGCCAUAAAUACUUGUAUCCCCAGGUUUAAAUUAGAACAACCAGAACCUUCUCAUUGGAAGCUAACCCCACACCAAACUUGAUCUAACAAUAAUGAAGACAAUUCACAGAGACAUUGUAGUUGGGACCCAUCUCUCCAUGAGUUCUCAACGUUUGAAUGCAAAACUCUUUCCAGUCUGAGCCAAUAAAAAGAAUCCUGAGAGUUUAUUGAAAUUUCCAUUCCCACCAAUGAAUGAGAUCUAGAUUGAUUCUGUUGGUGCAAGUUCUAUAGCUUAUGUGACUGGGAUUGAGCCCAAAGUUUUCAUCAUCUUCUUCAUUGAUCUGACUUUUAGUGAACUGUUUGUUUAGGUUCUUUGUUUGAAAUCCCAUUUGCAUUACCAUAUGCUACAAAUAUUCACUUCUUAGAGCUACAAGAAUCUGGAUUCUACUCAAAUUAUUGACCACAUUGUGGCUCCAAUACAAACUAGCCAUACUGGAACUGCAUAUCUGCCACUAGUCCAUGCAGUUAUGUAUUUUAUUGCCAUCUAAAGACACCUACUUACCCAAUAACAUAACGCUUAACUAUUGGCAAAACAGACUUUAUGGCUAUUUGAACACUGCUUGUAAUUGAUGGCACCCUUCUUUGAAGAACAGUCCAUCUAGCAGGUAUAUGCACUAAGGCAAACUUUUACAAUCCAAGUUUAUUCACAUCUACUCUAAUGACCUUUUUUAGGUUCCAGGUACAUGGCUAAGUCAAAUGGUUUAGAAUAAUAACCUGGAAAGUUAUUUAGUGACAGUUGUUUAAGGUGAAUCAUAGCUACAGCAUGUUCUUGCUGUCUUGAACAAGGACAAAUCUCCACUAAGGACUGCAGUUCUGCUCCAGCAUCUUUUUUUUUCACUCGCUAGGUCUCAGCUUGCAGCUAUUUAGGAUCACUGCCAAUUGCUACUGACUUCUACGUUUAUGAAUCACCUCUGGGUGUGAUCAUCUACUCAAAGAUCUUGAAAAGCACUGGGAUUACAUGCAAGUUUUGGAACCAUCUCAUCUAAAAAAAUACUGGGGAAUAUACAUUAACACCAUCUGUGCACAAAACUCAGUAACUGGGGUGUUUGGUUGCUUGUCUUAUACUCUUGGCAUACAUAAGAUCUAUAUCUUCUAUAUAUUCAUGCAAAAACAAGAAUGAUAUGCUCUAAAGGAACAACUAAUCAGAAAUACUAACAUCCAGUUUUGAUUAGUAUUUGCAAGUAAU
Messenger RNA from Nannospalax galili (Upper Galilee mountains blind mole rat), 2269 nucleotides. It is a transcript of the gene Rtl4, whose product is annotated as retrotransposon Gag like 4. The record is from RefSeq and is a predicted model, not a curated record. Gene Ontology annotation, molecular function: nucleic acid binding; zinc ion binding. NCBI's taxonomy places the organism in Eukaryota, Metazoa, Chordata, Mammalia, Rodentia, Spalacidae.